AUGGAAGAAAAGGGGAAAUGUAAAAAAAUAAUGGAAUCACCGUAUUCUAUAGAAUUGGAACCUCUAGAUCAUGAAAAAAGUAGCACUAUAUUGAAAACUCUCUUAGAAAUUAUAAGUUCCAAUAUAUCCCAAGAGUUUUUAAUAUUUACGCAUGAUGAAAUUGUACAACUUUUAGAAGAUCAACAGCUAGAUGCUCUUAUACUAAUAAGGACUGUUCAAUAUGAAAAAUAUUACAAACAUAUACCUAUAAUAGCUGCCUUAAAAAAAAUCAGUUUUGUCUUACUAGAAGAAAA
Molecule: messenger RNA, 293 nt
Organism: Plasmodium gaboni
Lineage: Eukaryota; Apicomplexa; Aconoidasida; Haemosporida; Plasmodiidae
Exons: 4
Source: RefSeq, a predicted model, not a curated record